UGCAAAAGGGAAGAUCAUCCUUCUUCUGCUAAACCACCACCUCUCUGACAACAUUAUUAAAUCCCCGAUUUUGCGGAUUUUACUCACAUUAUCGGCAACUCCAGAACCGUUGGUGCCUCGUCGCGAAACGUCCCGCUAGUGCUAAGUGCUAACGGGCUAACGUUCAUGUCGGGCGGACUUCCUCUGAGCUCCGGCGUUUCUACGACGAGCUGGCGGGUCUUCAUCCCAUCCUGUCUAACAUCCUACUCAGGGGCUUCACACACUCAGUCCUCGUAGCUUUGUCGGUCUGCACAACCGCUGCGUCAGACCGGCCUGACGUCUUUCAUCAGAGGCCUCAAGAAGCCAAAGCCAAUGGUAAGCACAGCACAGGGAUCUUAGAGCCCCGUAUUCUGGAGAGUGGGUGUGCUGCCUUCCAGUAUCGAGCCAACAAGUAUUCUGUGGGAGGGGAAGGUCCUCGACACGGAGCCUCAAAGCUAGCAAUGCCCGGAUCCACGCCGGCCAGCAGCAAGGCUCGGGUGUAUACCGAUGUCAACACACAGAAGAACAGAGAGUACUGGGACUACGAUGCACACGUGCCAAACUGGAGCAAUCAAGACAACUAUCAGCUGGUGCGCAAACUGGGGCGAGGGAAGUACAGUGAAGUGUUUGAGGCCAUAAAUGUGACCAACAAUGAGAAGGUGGUGGUUAAAAUCCUCAAGCCCGUCAAGAAGAAGAAGAUCAAAAGGGAAAUCAAAAUUCUUGAAAACCUGCGUGGGGGUACCAACAUCAUCCGGCUGGUCGACACGGUCAAAGACCCAGUGUCCAGAACACCAGCGCUUGUCUUUGAGUGCAUCAAUAACACAGAUUUUAAGGAGCUUUACCAGAAGCUGACAGACUAUGAUAUCCGUUACUACAUGUAUGAGCUGCUCAAGGCUCUGGACUACUGUCACAGUAUGGGGAUCAUGCACAGGGACGUGAAGCCCCACAACGUGAUGAUCGACCACCAGCUGAGAAAGCUUCGUCUCAUAGACUGGGGUUUGGCAGAAUUUUACCAUCCUGCUCAGGAAUACAACGUCAGGGUGGCUUCCCGCUAUUUCAAAGGCCCUGAGCUGCUAGUGGACUAUCAGAUGUAUGACUAUAGUUUGGACAUGUGGAGUCUAGGCUGCAUGUUGGCCAGCAUGAUCUUCCUGAAGGAACCGUUUUUUCAUGGCCAGGACAACUAUGAUCAGCUGGUCCGCAUCGCUAAGGUUCUGGGCACCGACGAGCUCUUCGGCUACCUGCACAAAUAUCACAUAGAACUGGACACUCGCUUCAAAGACCUGCUGGGACAGCAAACACGGAAGCGCUGGGAGCAGUUCAUCCAGUCAGAGAACCAGCACCUGGUGAGUCCAGAGGCUCUGGACCUGCUGGACAAGCUGCUGCGCUACGACCACCAGCAGAGGCUGACGGCAGCUGAGGCCAUGCAGCACCCAUACUUCUAUCCUGUGGUGAAGGAACACGCUAAUGCUAACACCGACAGCACAAAGGCAAUAAGCAGCUCCAAUGCAACAUGAUAACCAGAGAGCAGGAAGAAUCUUUGUUACCUCAACUUGUGACCUUUUCGUGGCAGAAACCUCUGCCUCCACAUCAACAGCCAUACUGGAGUAAGAUGUCAACUUUGCAGCAUAAACAAACUCGCACGGAUUAAACUUCUCCAAAAACAGAGCCCGGGGGAAUCUGCGCUGCUUGGUCCAAGUCACAAAUAAAUCAGAUCUGAAAUCAGAUCCGACCCCCACCCUCCUUCCUUCUCCUCCUCCUCCUCUUUCUCUCCCUCUCCUUCCUCCUCCGCCUCCCAACAUCACCCUCAACCUGUUUUUAAAAUGAGCAAACUGACUGUUGGAUCAGAAUCAAGCCAGUGUCGUUGCUGUAAAGACAUUUGUCGGUCAUUGCGACGCUGUGGUGACCUGAGAUCCAGUUCCAGGUUUUAGCACUGAGUGGCAUGGAGGCUCUUUUCUGCUAUGGAUAGAACAAAAGCUAUAUUGAAAGAGAAUAAACCGUUUUUAUUUAAACAUGUGUUGGACUUUUAUUGCCACAGGAGCCCCAUGACCUUUUAGGCCCCUGGGCCCAUGUCUAGUAAGGUUCGGUAAUCAGUUCACACAAUUACCACAACUGUGCUUUUAAUCGUGUUGUCAUUUACAUUUUUGGCAAAUUGGCACCAUUAACCGUGUGCCAAAUGAGCUAUUAGUUUGUCUUUACAGUGUACCAGUGUUUGUACAGAAAACUAUCACUGUCACUUUGAUACUGAAGAAAACUUUAAAAUAUGAUGAUUCUCAAGCAAGUUGAGUAGUUAAGUGAACUCUGUUUGUCCAGGUCGUCGGCUCUUGUUUUGGUGCAUCAAGAAACAAACGAGAGCUCGUCAAGUGUGUGUACUUUUUAAUAAAUAACCUGGAAAAUCAAGAUGUUUUCCAGAACAUAAAACACUUGUGCAACAUUCGUGCGUUACAAAUAGGUGCAUUCGUUUAGGGCCCAGGUUGAUGAGGUCAGCAGACGAAUUUAAAACGUAUCUGCUUCAUCAAAUGGCUAAAAUUGUAAACACAGCAGAGUAAAUGUCAAUCACACGUUAAACUUCAAAUCCAAGUAUUUAAAAUGCAUCAUAGAAGUGGAGUUCACAUUUUGGUUGAGUGUUUAAGUUAAAAACUGGGACUGCUGAACCAGCUGAUGCUGGUCAGCCCACGUCCUUUUUGCUGUGAUUAGUUUUUUCAGUCUGUCAGUGUUAAUUCAGCUCACAGACAACGUGGCCCAUAAUGAAUGCCCUGACUGACAUCUGAAGUUUGAAGUGUCAAACACAGUAAAAAGCAGCCUACAAACACACGGCUAGCUACAGCAGAUGAGCUCGACACCCAUCGAAGGCACGCCCACAACACCCCCCGCUUCCUCCUCAGCCAGCGACUCGAGUCUGGGUGAGGAUGGAAGACGACUGGCUGGAGUUUGGCUGCGUCACAAAAAGCCCAGCAGUGUAUUAAAGAUGCCACUCAGGCACUUUUUCAUCAUGUUAAAAGGAACAGUUUCACAUUUUGGAGAAACUGUGGCGAUGUUAAAUGAGAAGAUCCCAGUCUCACAUCCGUCAGUUGAAUAUGACGCUACAGCCAGCGGCCGUUAGCUUAGCAUAAAGACCGGAAACAAGGGGAAACAGCUAGCCUGGCUCUGUUCGAAAUGUAAAUACCACAAUUGGACAUUUCGCAGGGAGUUAUGUACCGCAUUAUUUGUCAAGCUUAGCACUUACACAGUUUAUAAUGAAACCGAUUUAGUAUCAAAAUCCUCAGUCAUUUUUGAAACAAUGAGUCCUCGAUAUCAGGCAGAGGCAACAACAAUCGGUAUCGGCAUCAGAACUGAUAUCGAACCUUUUUGAUACGAUACCGGCAGAUUUCAUGAGUUGCAGCUCACUGGCUAAUUAAGCAAACAAUAGUUCCCUAAGUUGAUUUAACACUUUCUCUCCAGCUGACUUUUUAUCUUUCAAGGUGACUCUUCAACGUUGAUACACAUUUUAACAUAACCUGGAACCCCAUGAACUAAUGUACGGUCAGUUAUGAUUAUUUUGUGACCACAUAAAAAAAAAA
This is a messenger RNA of Seriola dumerili (greater amberjack), 3575 nucleotides long. RefSeq names its product casein kinase II subunit alpha'-like. The record is from RefSeq and is a predicted model, not a curated record. Gene Ontology annotation, biological process: protein phosphorylation; regulation of chromosome separation. NCBI's taxonomy places the organism in Eukaryota, Metazoa, Chordata, Actinopteri, Carangiformes, Carangidae. Gene Ontology annotation, molecular function: protein serine/threonine kinase activity; ATP binding. Gene Ontology annotation, cellular component: cytosol; nucleus; protein kinase CK2 complex. Bases 480 to 1532 code for a protein of 350 amino acids. The transcript has 13 exons.